Elgaria multicarinata webbii is the source of this 1039-nucleotide messenger RNA. RefSeq names its product complement C1q C chain (gene C1QC). The coding region runs from base 129 to 869 and encodes 246 amino acids. Gene Ontology annotation, molecular function: protein binding. The record is from RefSeq and is a predicted model, not a curated record. The transcript is spliced from 3 exons. NCBI's taxonomy places the organism in Eukaryota, Metazoa, Chordata, Lepidosauria, Squamata, Anguidae.
GGCCACCAACUUCCCCGUUGGGGCUGAAGAGGUUGCAAGCAGACUCUCCGGAGCCCGCACUGACUUGGCCGGCAGCUCCCUCACCGCUCCAGGCACGCGUGUCCAGACGAUUCCGCCAGAGAACAAAGAUGGGCCUGGAUUCAAGGAGGAUCCUGGGCUGGGGAUCCAUCCUGCUGUUUCUGAUUCUGGUGGAUUCAUCUUCACGAGCUGCUUCCGCCCAAACAUGCUAUGGGGCACCGGGACUCCCUGGCGUGCCGGGCCCACCAGGCAAGGACGGCAGAGAUGGCCACAAAGGAUCCAAGGGAGAGCCAGGUGUUCCAGCCAUUCCUGGAAGCAAAGGGCCUAAGGGCUUGGCAGGAGAACCUGGAUCCCCUGGCUUGCCAGGGAAGAACGGGCCAAGAGGCUAUGAAGGACCUGCAGGUGAGCCGGGCAUGAAGGGCGAGAUGGGCGAGCCCGGCGAGCCAGGUGGCUACAAGCGGAACGACCAGUCGGCUUUCACAGUGAUGCGGCAAACAGGUCAGCACCCCGUCAAGAACGCUCCGGUGGUCUUCGGAAAGGUCGUUACCAACAUCAACAAUGACUAUGACACCAGCAAUGGCAAGUUCACCUGCCGAAUCCCUGGCCUUUACUACUUCACCUUUCACACGUCCCUGAACGCCAACCUUUGCGUCAACAUGUACCUGAACCGGGACAAAGUGGCCAGCUUCUGUGACCACUUGUCCAACACCAAGCAAGUCAGCUCUGGUGGCGUCCUGCUCCAGAUGCAGCAGGGCCACCAGGCGUGGUUGGCCGUCAACGACUACAACGGCAUGGUGGGCAUUGGCGGCUCUGACAGCGUCUUCUCCGGCUUCCUGCUCUUCCCAGACUAGAUUCAUCAUCGUGAGCUUUCCGCAGGAGCCGAGCAAAGGCUCUCUGGAAGCCUUGGAGUUACUGGCCUCUGGGCUUCAUGUAGCUACUUCCUGGUUAUUACUUUUUCACCGUUGAUCCAAAAAAGUCUUCAUGUGUCUUGAAAAACGCUCAAUAAAACUGUUCUUCGCUA